ACUACACACGCGUCACCACCAACCAAUCAGAAACGUAAUAUGAGAUCAUCAGUCCAGUGUAUAGCUUCCACGUGGAACAUCGACGUCUAUUUUCGCGCCUUUGUAACACACAACAAACCUCGUCUUCCCAAAAUUCCAAAGCAGAACAAUUUUAAUUUGCGAUUCUCUGAUUCGAUCGGUGUACAAAUUCGAAUCAAAAGCGGCGGCAGAGGAUUUAUCCGCGUUGUUCGGGGACGCUGCCGGAGCGGCGAUGGAGGUUCAGGGAUCUGGAUUCCGUCGAAUUCUGCUGUUGGCGUUGUGUAUCUCCGGGAUCUGGUCCGCCUACAUCUACCAAGGCGUCCUUCAGGAGACUCUGUCCACGAAGAGAUUUGGUCCUGAUGAGAAGAGGUUCGAGCACCUAGCAUUCUUGAACUUGGCCCAAAGUGUAGUCUGCUUGAUCUGGUCUUAUAUAAUGAUCAUGCUCUGGUCAAACGCUGGUAACGGUGGAGCACCAUGGUGGACGUACUGGAGUGCUGGCAUUACUAAUACAAUUGGUCCUGCAAUGGGUAUUGAAGCCCUUAAGUAUAUUAGUUAUCCAGCUCAGGUCCUGGCGAAAUCGUCAAAAAUGAUUCCAGUUAUGCUGAUGGGAACUUUACUUUACGGAAUAAGGUACACUUUCCCUGAAUACAUUUGCAGUUUUCUCGUCGCGGGAGGAGUAUCCAUCUUUGCUCUUCUUAAGACAAGCUCAAAGACAAUUAGCAAGCUAGCACAUCCAAAUGCUCCCCUCGGCUAUGCACUUUGCUCCUUGAAUCUCGCCUUUGACGGAUUCACAAACGCCACCCAAGACUCCAUUGCCUCAAGGUACCCGAAAACCGAAGCGUGGGACAUAAUGCUGGGAAUGAACUUAUGGGGCACAAUAUACAACAUGAUCUACAUGUUUGGAUUGCCACAAGGGAUUGGAUUCGAAGCAAUCCAGUUCUGUAAGCUACAUCCAGAAGCGGCAUGGGACAUUCUUAAGUAUUGUCUAUGCGGUGCCGUGGGACAAAACUUCAUCUUCAUGACAAUAAGUAACUUCGGGUCGCUAGCUAACACGACCAUAACAACGACCAGGAAGUUUGUUAGCAUCGUUGUAUCAUCAGUAAUGAGCGGAAAUCCAUUGUCGUCAAAGCAAUGGAUAUGUGUUUCGAUGGUCUUUGGUGGUUUGUCAUAUCAGAUUUAUCUUAAAUGGAGAAAGUUGCAGAGAGUGGAGAAGAAGAAGCAAAAGAGUUGAAGAAUGGAUCUGUUUUCUCUAAUUAUUUUUCAGUUAUUUGUUAGUUGUUUAUAUUUCUUCCUUUUGUCUCUAGCAUACAGUGAAUCUCAAACCAGAUUAGUCAAACUGUAAAACUAGUGAUUAACCACCACAUAUGGUAACAUUACUAAUUACAUCAAAUACAUGAUUUGAAUUUUGGGAA
Molecule: messenger RNA, 1430 nt
Organism: Camelina sativa (false flax)
Lineage: Eukaryota; Viridiplantae; Streptophyta; Magnoliopsida; Brassicales; Brassicaceae
Product: UDP-galactose/UDP-glucose transporter 1
Biological process (GO): UDP-galactose transmembrane transport
Cellular component (GO): Golgi membrane; endoplasmic reticulum membrane
Molecular function (GO): UDP-glucose transmembrane transporter activity; UDP-galactose transmembrane transporter activity
Source: RefSeq, a predicted model, not a curated record